UCUGCAAUCUCCAGCACGGCCACCCACAGCAGGGAGGCACAAGACCCUUACGCCUGCGCACACCUUACGGCCGCGGGCAGGGCCCCACCACUUCCGUCGCCACGCCCUCACGCUCACGCCCCUCCAGGUGCGCGUGCGCCGCGGGCCCGCCCCCGCCGCGCUCAGCGGUCUCUCGCGAGCCGCUGCCGCCUCCCCAGAGCUGCGGGUCGGCCUGGAGCGAGCAGCCUCGCUCGGCGCUCGCUCUCUUCCUCUGCAGCCCGGCCGGGCGGCCAUGGCGGUGCGGCGGCGGCGGCGGCGACCCGCGCCGGGCGUGGGAGCCCGGGACACGCUCGCGUUGCUGGCGCUGGCCUUGUGUGCUCCCGGUGUGGGCGGCGGGGCGCUCGAGUGGUACUCGGCCGUGGUGGCCAUCGAGUACGUGGACCCGCAGUCGAACCUGACGGUGUUGAGCGAGUCCGAGAGCGGCCGCUUCGGCGAUAGCUCGCCCAGGGAGAACAAGCAGGGCCUGGUGGGCAUCCCGCGCGCGGAAGGGGACGAGGAGGGCUGCGCGCCCGACACGCGCUUCGUGGCGCCCGGCGGCCUCGGCGCCGCGCCCUGGGUCGCGCUGGUGGCGCGAGGCGGCUGCACCUUCAAGGACAAGGUGCUGGCGGCGGCGAGGAAGAACGCCACGGCCGUGGUGGUGUACAACCAGAAGCACUACGGGAACGCCACCGAGCCCAUGUCGCACGCGGGAACAGGAAAUAUAGUCGUCAUUAUGAUUAGCUACCCAAAAGGACGAGAAAUUUUUGACCUGGUGCAAAAAGGAAUUCCAGUAAACAUGACCAUAGGGAUUGGUAUCCGUCAUAUGCAGGAAUUCAUCAGUGGUCAGUCUGUGGUGUUUGUGGCCAUUGCCUUCAUCACAAUGAUGAUUAUCUCAUUAGCAUGGCUAAUAUUCUAUUAUAUACAGCGUUUCCUAUAUACUGGCUCACAGUUUGGAAGUCAGAAUCAUAGAAAGGAAACUAAAAAAGUUAUUGGCCAGCUUCCACUACACACUGUAAAGCAUGGAGAGAAGGGACUUGAUGUUGAUGCUGAGAACUGUGCAGUGUGUAUUGAAAACUUUAAAGUAAAGGAUGUUAUCAGAAUCCUGCCAUGCAAGCAUAUUUUUCAUAGAAUAUGCAUUGACCCAUGGCUUUUGGAUCACCGAACGUGUCCAAUGUGUAAACUUGAUGUCAUCAAAGCCCUGGGAUAUUGGGGGGACCCUGAAGAUGCGCAGGAGCUACCCAUUCCAGAAGCUGCUCCAGGAAGUGUUUCUAUUGGAAAUCUGAGUGUGACUUCCCAAGAUGAGGACAGGAGUGGUGAAAGCAACCUUCCAUCAUCUUCCUCCAGUGAAUCUGGGCCAAACCGCCCCUGUUUUAAAGACGAUGCAGGGGAAGACACAGCAUUACUAGGAGCCGGCAGGAAUGACCCUCAGCAUGGAGGAUCCAUCUGCUAGCACACCUCCUCAUUGACAGCCUCACCGACAGAGCCUUGGCUUGAACUACAGGACAUUUAAUUUUUUACUCUAGGGCAUAGUUUGUAUACUUGAAAACAGUGGAUAUUAUUUUACUUUACCUUUCAGAUUCAGAUUUGAUAUACAAAGGGCUGAGAUAUUUUAUUCCUAAAAAGACUGAAUUAGCCUUCAUCUAUUUAUCUACUAAAGUAUGGUGUGUAUCAUAAAUUUUGUUGUGUCAGACUGUCACAGAUGUCGGUGGUGGUGUUUCUGAGUACUAGACUAGCUUCUGUGGUACUGUAAACCAAGAUUCUGUUUCUCAGGCUUUUAGACACAGCUCACUAAGUUAUGUAGAAUUGUGUAAUAUAAUUCAGUAAUUGAUCAAAUGGACUUUCCCUGAAGCAGAGACCUUAGAACUUGUAACAUGAGAAAUCUUGCCAUAGGCAGUGGUGCACACCUGUAAACGCAGCACUCAGGAGGCUUCAGCAAGAUUUUGAGUUCAAGCCAAAAUGAAGGGACUGAGGGGAGAGAGAAAUCAACUUUCUUGCACUAUAUCGUCCAUAGAGACUUUAAAACCAAGUAUACCUUCUUAUUUUUUGGAAUUGUGAAAAGAACACUAGUUGACUUUAUGAUUUGCAUUUUUACCUUUAUUGCCAAUUUCUUUUGACACUUAGAAGGAAAUUAUCUGUGUUUUUCUAUAAAAAAUGACAAGAAUGUCAUAUUGCACACUAAAGUAUUAAAAUAUUGUUUCAUAAGAAAAUAUAGUAGGCAUCCUGUGUUUUUUAAGUGUUUAGUAUAUUUCAGUGGAUCUAAUCUUUGUUUAAAUUAAAAUUUCGAUUUUUUGUUGUUAGACUAAAAUAACAUUUUCCUAAUGAGAUUUUAAGACAGUUCAAUCCUGUGACCUUUUAACUGUCUUUCCUCUGAUUGAUAUUCCCACAGGUAAAGCCUUUGAAGGUUGUUGUCUGAGUUCUAUAGAGUGGUCAAAUACACUUUUUAAGAGUGGGGAGUCCUUUGUUGAUCCUAAACUUGUGUUGCAAGUGUACUUUGUAGACAAAAAUAAAUGCUUGUUGACAAAAAAAAUGUAACAAACUUUAUUUAGCAGUCAGUACCAACAUUCAACACAAAAAGUUUAGAGAAUGAAAAGUGAAUAAAGGCCAGUCUUUACAUAAAAUAUAUUCCUGAUUCAAAAUAUUUUACACUUCAUGAUAAAGAGUGCUUUUUUUUUUAA
This is a messenger RNA of Mesocricetus auratus (golden hamster), 2693 nucleotides long. It is a transcript of the gene Rnf149, whose product is annotated as ring finger protein 149. Lineage: Eukaryota; Metazoa; Chordata; Mammalia; Rodentia; Cricetidae. Bases 272 to 1468 code for a protein of 398 amino acids. The record is from RefSeq and is a predicted model, not a curated record. The transcript has 7 exons.